GGUCUAUGCCGCGGCAUGCGAAUGUUUGGAUUGGGUAGGUUCACGUCGCUUUCCCGCACACCGUCAGUGUGACAUUCGUGAGUGCAACGUGACACCCGUGGACUGGCAGCGCGCUCGCACGCCUCGAGGGUCUUCGAUCAUUUUCCACUCCUCCUUCUUUCUUCAUUUUCCUCUCACGCGAAUGGCAAAGAGUACGAGCGGCUUACACGCGGCAAGUUUCAAGACUAUAUUCAAUCACAGUAAGGCGCCAUGAAGGAGGUCCAGGAACAACAGCAGCCCGAGUCAAUGGAAUCCAACGAGUCAGUUUCCGGCUCGAAUGAAUACGCCUAUCGACCUCUCACGACGAAGCACAGACGGGCCGGGAGCACCGGAACAACCGGCGAUGAGGAAUACACCACGGAUGAAGAUGAGCUUUACACGGACGAAGCUGAUUGCGCCACGCUACAUCCGCCUCAUCCUAUUCUCAAAUCGGACCUCGCGAGGGCAGCUACGGACCUCUUCGGUUAUGCCACAAAAUGCGAGGACGAGGAUGAAGAGCCCACUAGUCUAUUCGACGAGGAUGAUAACAAGUUCCUAGGUGAUAGUUCCAAUUCAACCAAAACUACUCCACUAUUCGCAUACAACGAAAAGUUGCAAGGUGUCCUGUCGCGACAUCGAAACUUAUCAGAAGAGAAGAAGUCCGUGAAAUCCUGCGAAAAGUUAAAAUCUCACGAGUCGGAAGUCUUGGAAUCUCAAGCUCAAUGUACGAAACCUUUGGAUUUUCGGUUGAGCGAAGAUGACUCUGUGAGAGAAACUGCCGAUGAGAAACUCGAUACGGACUUGAAAAAGGAGAAGUCCUUUGAAACAACAAAAAGACUCUCCCUCUCUAAAAAUACGCAUCUAGGAGAAUCAUCAAAGCAAGAAUUGUGCGUUCCUAAAAAGACUAACGGUCCGCCAUCGCCUACUACUCUGCAAUGGGGAAGAGCAGUGGCUGAAGUAAAAGAGCAUGCAGUGGCCAAAUUGCAAGAAGAACUUAAAAGAGCUCAUGAAGAAUUAAAAUUAAAGGACGAAGAAGUAGCCAGACUCUCGCGGAUCAGACAGGAUGUAGAAGCCGAGCUCGAAGAACUCACUGCCAGUCUCUUUCAAGAGGCACAUAAUAUGGUUCGAGAAGCUAACGUACGUCAAGCGACAGCGGAACGUCUUCUGGAGGAGAGCCGCAUGAAAUCGGAAGUGCUCGCAGCUGAAGUAGCAGCUUUGAAAACUUUGGUGCUUACAUCUACACCGUCAAGGCCCAAUCCUCAUUUGCAUCCUCAAAUUGACACGAAGGGACGCGUUAGUAAUGGGGAGGAGAGCCAGCAAGGGCUUUUCACAAAAAAACAUCGGAGGUCGCCGUCGCAUUUUAAUUUAAAAUACGGUCGCGAGAAUUCGCCGCCUGAAUCACCUGUGAAAGAACAAAGGCCGCCUCUACCAAUCGACAAGGAGACUCUUGAAAGAGAUUGGAAGCGUGAGCGUGAGAAGGAGAAGGAAAAGGAAUGUAAGGACUUCGGUCUGGAAGUUGAUCCAAGAGUGCAUACUGAGUUUCUGAGGUGGAAAGCAAAUCCCUGCGUCGACAAAAGUGAUCCCUUCGUUGGGAGGGUAUUUAGGGAGGAUAUCGACCUCUGCUUGGAUUUCCCAAAUAAAGAAUUGGGGGCUAGGGUCAGACAAGCCGUUUUGGAUGGUAUCAUAUUUAUCGAGGCGGUCAGCGAUAAAACAAAACUUGCUUUUCCCAAAAAAUGUGCACUAUUGGAAACACCACGGCAAUGCCAUUAUCGUAUGCGGCUCAGUGAUCAAGAAAACCAAUGGCACUGCAUUUCGCAGAUAUGUCGCAAUCGAAUCAUAGCGGUAUGUGAUUUUCUUAAUUAUCUAAGAUACGUUGAGCGUGGUCUCGUCAAAAGUUCAGUUCAUGAUGUUUACUGGGAGAUCACGCGGUUAAGAAGAGAAAUGGUUUUUGCACGAUUGGGUUUAGCAUUGUCGUCCUGAGGUUCGCGUAGACGAGACGUCAUCUAGUCUCGAAUCAAUUUUGGGCAGGAUUUAUUGUUCGAAAAUAGAAUCGAUUCGUGGAUUGUGCAAAAUCAUUUCAUGACACUCUCGUCGAUUCGGCCUUUUGCACAGUGAAGGGAAAGAUGCAAUGUUGUAAUUUAUCCUUGAGAUAUGUACGGGAUGUCUGAUUCCUAUUGAUACAUCGCUUGUAUAACGAGUAGAGUGAGUCAAACUGAGUAGAAAAGUCUUCUACCAUUUUAUGAUUUUCAGAAUUAGUAAUGAGUUAAUUACUAAAGAUCACAGAAUACGGCGAGAUAUAUAGACGUGAAGUCUACAAUUAACAGAACAUUUGCUUAUAGUGCAUAUCUCCAAACAUUUCAUUGCAUUUCUAUCGCAAACGCGUGUUGGACGAUUGUAUUUCGUCAAGCGUUUGCAUUGGCCGACAGAUCGGGCGCGCUUAUUCUACGAUUUUAAUAACUCGUUAAUAAUUACGAAAAUCGCAAAACAGUAGAAGACUUUUCUGCUUUGACCUGCACACAAGCAGUGUACUAUUAGAAAUCAGAUAUCAUGUAUAUCUGAAAUCUCUCUAAUUCUAUAAAGUAAUUCUGACGAUAAUAUAACGUUUCUAAGAAAUUUACGUGUUAUAUAUUUAGAAAAUUAUACUGUAUGUUCAUAAAAAAUACGUAUGAUAUAUUCGUGAAUCUUCCAUUUUUGGUUAUAAAUAUUUUACAUGUAGUAUGGAUAAUCAAAUUAAUUCAUGCAUAUAUCAAUGCUCAUUUCUAGUUUUACAAAGAUAGAUGCAGAUUUAGAUUUCAUAUUAAUUUUGCAAUAAAAUAUUUUCGUGCACGUAAAUUUUUUUCAUCUAUAACAGUUUCUUUUAUAUAAUUAUUUGCGAACAAGCUGUAAAAUGACAAUGUAGCUGAUUAUAAGGCUGUGAAUGAUCUUGACAUGCAGAUCAGACAUUGUCGAUGGCUCUACUAGAGAAAUGUAAAUAACAGAAGAAAUUUUUGAGAUAUUGUAUCAUGUUUUUUGAAGUUUAACUGGACAUCGUCGAACUUAUUGUUAGAUUCAUGUGAAUUAUAAGAGUUCAAGUUUUGGAACUGUUAUUCCAUGAGAUAGUUAAUGGUUAACAAUCAUAUUAUAUAUAUGAGAUCACUCGAUUCACAUCGUGGUUUGAUAUUAACAUUGAAGAGAAAAAGAAAUUAUACUUAACUAAUUAUUUACAUGUGAAUAUUUGUAUUUUUGUUACAAAUCAGUUUUUUAUUUGUCGUCAUGCAUUGUGAGAAUAAUUUUGUUAUUUUGUUAUGUUAAUUUAUCGAUGUUAUAUGUUGUGUUAGUCCUUAAUCUGAUUAAUAAUUUUUACUAAAUCGGCUACUGAUUAUAUAAAUAUAUUAAAAUUCUGAAAUAUUUGCAUCGUUAUUAAAAAAUAUAAAAUUGUCUAAACUUCCAAUUAAUUAAUACUCAUUGUAAAUCACGAUGAUGACUGCAUUAUUAUCACUCAUACAGAAGAGCUACAUCUGUGUGGACCAUAUAAAAAUCUCCAAAUUCUUCGUGUAAAUAAAACUUGAAACUUCUCUCUCUGUUAUAUUACGAUUCUAUAUGUCUAUCAUAAUGCGUCCGGUUAUACGGACUAUUAUUUGUUUUUACUCUAAAUAUUAGUAUGACAUAUUGUAAGUAAUACAUUCUUUCAUAGAGAUUAUAUAAAUAUGUCAAUCAAAGCUGACGGUUGUGUCAGUUCUAUGUAUCUUGUGGUUGUAUAUAAUAUAUAUUUUGAAUAUAUAUUUUGUUUACGAAAAAAAUAUUCUUAACUCUAAAUUUCGAUAUACUAAUUAAUUUUUUUUCGAAGCAAAUAUUUGCGGCAAUUGUCUGGUCAAUUCACUCGAUAAUUCGAAGCAUCGAAACUGUAGAAAUGAAUAUAGAUAGUUACUUUGGCACUGCGAAGAUUUGAUGAUUCUUCUUGUCUCUCUGUUGUCUUCCAUCAUUUAUCGCGCUUUAUAUAAACAUCGAUACGAAAACAAUUAUGUAGUUGGUUCGCCAUUUUUUGAAUUAUGCCAAAUGCAUAAGCCAACGAUAAAAAAAAUAUAACGUUCCCUAAAAUGUUACGGGAUAUAGUGAAAGACUUCUUGUAAGCAUUUCUUUUGUGAAUAGAAAACAUGUUAAUUGUAUAUCAAAUGUAAAUAGAGUCUUCUAACAUUACUUGAGAUCGAACUUGUAAUU
This is a messenger RNA of Pogonomyrmex barbatus (red harvester ant), 4215 nucleotides long. RefSeq names its product guanine nucleotide exchange factor for Rab-3A. The record is from RefSeq and is a predicted model, not a curated record. Gene Ontology annotation, cellular component: Golgi to plasma membrane transport vesicle. Lineage: Eukaryota; Metazoa; Arthropoda; Insecta; Hymenoptera; Formicidae. Gene Ontology annotation, biological process: exocytosis. Gene Ontology annotation, molecular function: guanyl-nucleotide exchange factor activity.